AUGAGUAAUUUGAAGAAGCUGAAAGGGAAAGCUGUUACUUAUGAAAAGGAGGAGGAAGGGAUGGAAGGAAUGAAGAAGAAACAGAAGUCAAGCCCCUUGACUGGAGGGAAGAAGGAAGAAGAAGGAGAGGCUUAUCGCCAGCUUUGCCGUCUCUGCAGUCAGAUUGACCAACUUAUGGACAGAGCUUCAAAGGUCAAGCAAGAGGCUGCCACAUUGGAUGAUCAUUUCAUAAGCCAGAUUCCUGUCCUCAAAGAGAAAAUACAGAAUCAUUUAAAAAUUGCCUCAAAGGGACAACAAAUCAAUGAGCAGUUGGUGUAUUACUUGACCAAAGAGGUGGCAGAAUUUGAGAAGGAAUUGCAAAAUGUGACUGCAAUUCACCAUCAACAUUCCCUGAUGAAAGAAUUCUUUCCUGAGGUAAAUCUAACGAAGAACUCUACAAAGGAAAAGGAGGGAAGUGAGAAGGAAGCAGUCCUUAAAAACCCAUCUGGGGGUCUACGGGUAUGUGCAUCUUGUGCCCAACCAGAACCAAAGCCCAAGACCUUCAAAAAGUGUGGUGCAUGCAAGGCAGAGAAUGUCCCUCAUCCAAACUAUUACUGUGGACGGAAAUGUCAAUAUGAACCUUUCUCUGGCCAACCACCUUCACCUCUGGACUUUGUGGACCUCAUCAUGCCCUUCGAAGUGAACCUUAGUGGAGGACUGGGAAAGGCGACACCAUCUGGACCAUGAAGACUGAAGUACCACCCAUUCAAGAGGCCUGUUUUUUUUAUUCAUACCACCUGUGCCAUUCUUCUCGUGUUUGGAGAGAGAGAUAUGGCGUUGUGUUCGGGAGGGGGGGAAAAAAAGUCGUGAAGAAAC
Darwinula stevensoni is the source of this 855-nucleotide messenger RNA. Lineage: Eukaryota; Metazoa; Arthropoda; Ostracoda; Podocopida; Darwinulidae. The record is from the annotation of a GenBank genome assembly.